This is a messenger RNA of Salvia hispanica, 1175 nucleotides long. Lineage: Eukaryota; Viridiplantae; Streptophyta; Magnoliopsida; Lamiales; Lamiaceae. The record is from RefSeq and is a predicted model, not a curated record.
AUUUCCUUCAACCAAUAAAGAACGGUUUCUUCUUCCUCUUCCCACACCUUCUUCCUUCUCUCUCUCUCUCUCUCUCACACACACACACACACAUCAGUUACCACUUUCUCUCUCAUCUCUCCGCAACCGGAAAUUCCUUUUUCCUUUUCUCCCUAUCUCCCUGGUUCUCGAAUCAUAUUCCUAUUUCCUCUCUAUAUCUUUAUCUCACGCCAAAAUCUCCAAAUCAUAAAAUCGGUGCGUUUUUUCCUCCUAGAAAUCGAAAUUAACGAUGAGAAGAUGUGAGCUCUGCAAAGCGAAGGCGCGGAUGUACUGCGCCUCGGAUCGGGCGAGAUUGUGCUGGAACUGCGACGCCGCCGUGCACUCCGCCAACUUCCUCGUGGCGCGCCAUUCCAGGAGCCUUCUCUGCGACGUCUGCCAGUCUCCGACGCCGUGGACGGCCUCCGGCGGCAAGCUCGCCCCCACCGUCGCCGUCUGCGAACAAUGCGCCGGCCAAGAGCGCUGCGAAAACGGCGGCGGCGGAGAAUCGGAGGCGGAGGAGGAGCAGGAAGCUGAGGAAGAGGAGAAUCAGGUCGUUCCGUGGUCGUCGACGCCGCCGCCGCCGCCUGAGAGCUCCUCCAGCGGCGAUGAGUCGGUUGACGCCGAAGACGUCGUCGUUUCGCGUAAGCUGUUGCGAAUUGAGAUCGGAGCUGCGAGCCAUCUCGUCUAAAUAUCCGUGCUCCUCCGCCUUAUGCGGCGGUGGAAGCGGCGUCUAGAAGUAAACCGCCACCGCUUUAAACAGUUCGUACACCGGAUUCGGGUCGAGUUAAUGUGUUUGGAUCGGAGAUUUUGGAUUCGCUGCGGCGACUUCACCGGGAAGAAACUGGUUCAGGUCAGGAAAUGGCUGAAUUUUUCUGCGAUUAUUUGGGACCGUCGAUCUGAAUUUGUAGGCGUUGAUUUUAGCCGUUGAGAUUUGGAUUUACUGACAAAAAAUAGCUAAAUUAUUUAGAUUUGAGAUUUCGAUUGGGUUUGGAUUGUGAUUUGGGGUUAAUAUCAUGAUUAGGGUUAAUAUUUCCUUUUUCUUUUCAAAAUUAUAAGCUGAGAUUUUGAUUUUCGGAAUCCACUUUUAAUUUUGUAUAAUUAGUUCUUUGUAAUUUGAUGUUUGUGAAUCAUUGAAUAUACAAAUUUGUUCGUUAUUA